Messenger RNA from Gasterosteus aculeatus aculeatus (three-spined stickleback), 3975 nucleotides. RefSeq names its product copine-4. Gene Ontology annotation, biological process: cellular response to calcium ion. Gene Ontology annotation, molecular function: calcium-dependent phospholipid binding. NCBI's taxonomy places the organism in Eukaryota, Metazoa, Chordata, Actinopteri, Perciformes, Gasterosteidae. The record is from RefSeq and is a predicted model, not a curated record. Gene Ontology annotation, cellular component: plasma membrane.
GAGGCUUCUGCAGGCUGUAAAGGCUCUCCAGCAGCUGGAGGAGGAGGAGGAGGAGGAUGAAGGAGCUGUGAGGAGCUGAUCUUAGAUCAGAUCAGCAAACUUUCUGAUGCGUUUUCUCACUCUGGAGCUUCUUCUUCUUCUUCUUUAAGCUAUGAGUGACAUCUACGAGUCAGCGGCCAGCUCUCUGGGCCUGUUCGACGGCUGCUGCCUGACGAAGGUGGAGCUGAGGAUCACCUGCAAGGUCAUCUCGGACCGGGACGCCCUGUCCAAGCGACCCUGCUUCGUCCUCAAGAUGAAGUCCCACGGCCAGUGGAUGGAGGUGGACCGGACGGAGGUGAUCCGCAGCAGCGUGAACCCCACCUACUCCAAGGUCUUCACGCUGGACUUUUACUUCGAGGAGGUGCAGCGGCUGCGCCUGGAGCUCUACGACAUCAACGGCAGCCUGAAGGAGGCCGACUUCCUGGGCUCGGUGGAGUGCACGCUGGGCCAGAUCAUCUCUCAGAGGAAACUGUGCAAAGCUCUGCUCAGACCAGGAGGCACUGUGGGGAAAACCAUCAUCACGAUCUCAGCCGAGGAGCUGACGGGCAACGACGACUACAUCGAGCUGUCCUUCAGCGCCAGGAAGCUGGACGACAAGGACUUCUUCAGUAAGUCCGACCCGUUCCUGGAGAUCUACCGGCUGAACGACGACGCCACGAUGCAGCUCGUCUACCGGACCGAGACGGUGAUGAAUAAUCUGAACCCGGUGUGGAAAACCUUCAAAGUGUCUCUCAACUCGCUCUGCAGCGGAGACCACGAACGCAAGCUGCAGUGCACCGUCUGGGACUGGGACUCCAACGGGAAGCACGACUACAUCGGGGAGUUUGAAGCCACGUUCAACGAGAUGAGAGGAGCCAUCGAUGGACGACAGGUGCAGUGGCCGUGUCUCAAUCCCAAGUACACAGUCAAAAAGAAGAACUACAAGAACUCUGGGAUCGUCAUUCUCAACCAGUGCAAGAUCAUCAAGAUGCACUCGUUCCUGGACUACAUCAUGGGGGGCUGUCAGAUCCAGUUCACAGUGGCCAUUGACUUCACUGCGUCGAACGGAGAUCCUCGAAACAGCUGCUCGCUGCACUACAUCCACCCGUACCAACCCAAUGAGUACCUGAAGGCCCUGGUGGCCGUGGGGGAGAUCUGCCAGGACUACGACAGUGACAAAAUGUUUCCUGCGUUCGGCUUCGGCGCUCAGAUCCCUCCUGACUACAAGGUGUCCCAUGACUUUGCAGUGAAUUUUAACAAGGAAAACCCGGAGUGUGCAGGGAUCCAGGGCGUGGUGGAGGCCUACCAGGCCUGCCUGCCCAAGCUGCAGCUUUACGGACCCACCAACAUCGCUCCCAUCAUCCAGAAGGUCGCCAACUCCGCCUCACAGGAGCUCCACACCAAAGAAGCCAUGCAAUACUUCAUCCUGUUGAUCCUGACGGACGGCGUUAUCACCGACAUGGCAGACACGAGGGAGGCCAUCGUUCAGGCCUCCCACCUCCCCAUGUCCGUCAUCAUCGUGGGGAUCGGUAACGCCGACUUCGGCGACAUGCAGAUGCUGGACGGAGACGAUGGGAUCCUGCGGUCGCCCAAAGGGGAACCUGUUUUCCGGGACAUUGUCCAGUUCGUCCCCUUCCGCAACUUCAAACACGCGUCUCCAGCGGCUCUGGCUAAGAGUGUGUUAGCGGAGGUUCCCAACCAGGUGGUUGACUACUACAACAGCAAAGGCAUCAAGCCCAAAGUGCCGAGCCACUUCCAGUCUUCCAGGCCCUUCGGCCCCUGAGCGCCGCCGGGGCCACAGCACAAACCGAGGAACACGUCUACUGUCUUUAGGUGUUUGUUGAUGCAGAUGUUAAAAAUGAUACCGUUUGUUGACUGGGAAACCUCCAAAAUCAGGACAUUUGUCACAUUAGCUUUGUAGCCAAUUUACAUAAUUCUUAUCUGUUAUGAAGUAACUGCUUAAAAGUUUAACUCGUAUUCAACUUUUAGUCCACUUAGCAACUAAACCGGCGGAUUAUUUUAGCUAACUUGUAGCCAGUAGGUUUGUCAGUUGAGCUAAUUAAGCUGAGCAGCUUCUGUUAGCUGUUCUUUAGCGAGCAUAUGAGCAGUUAGCCAGCAGCCCCAGUAGCUCGCUAGCUCGCCCUGCAAGUAGCCACCACAUCUGCAAACGAGGCAGAGGAUCACCAACAGAUGCCUGAGGAGCUUUGUCUUGUCUUGUCCCAUGUAUGAGCGCCCGCGUUGGUCACGCCGGCCCUGAUGAGGCCGCGUUUUCAUGGUGGAAAGUCACAAAAUCCUGGAGUGCAAAUCAGGUUCAUGCGCGCACGCAAAUCAAACAUUCAAAAGCAAAAGUCUGCCUCGAGCGAGGAAAAGUCCUUGAAGUCCAACUCUGUGAAGCCUGCGAAUAUUUUAUCUUAUCUAAAUAUAUAAAUGUAAAUAUGAAAUAUUUGUUUUGACAACGUUUUAUCUCAUUUCGACUUUCUGUCCCGUUUCCUUAGUGCUGAAAUGGGCUUCUUGUCACGAACGGGCAGGCAGAGGCACAGUUCUGAAAACAAAAGGUAAUUUUAAUAAAUCCCAAAACUCCAAAAUCCCAAAACACCAGGAGGGAAAAACGCAGACACGGACCAGGAACUCACAGGCGAGACAUUCACGAGCACGACCGCCAUUCAGGUUUGACCAUUCGAUGACAAUCGAAUCGAGACGCACAAAGCUUAAAUACACAGGGAGGUGCAGGUGAUUGACACAGGUGGAAACAAUCACAGGGGACGACAGGACAAGACAGGAAGUGAAGUUAACGCAGCGACACCAGAGGCAUGAAACUACUGAACCCAAACGCGACACUUCUAUAGUGUGAGUGCAUCACUCCAGCCAAUCCAAAGACGGGGUUUGUGACCAAUGAGAUGUAGAGACCAUGAUGACUGGUCCCGCCCCCUCAGCGUGGCAGACUUUUGCUCGUGAACUUGCGCGCCGCAUGAACCUGAACCUGGAUUUUGACAGUGAUUUGCUGCCAUAACAAACGGCAGACAGGAUGACCAGCGGAAAAACGACGUAUAAAUCCCCCCUUGCUGGUGCGGUUUUAUAGAAGUUUAUCGAUAUUUUGCUAAAUUUCGUAAGGUUUGUACAUGUGCAGUUUUUUGGAUCUCUGCCACAUGAACAAGCGAGCUGCUUCCCAGACGUCUGCAUCUUCUACAGGGUUUUAUCUCCAAGGCCGGGCAGAUGCAUGAACUGUUGUUUUGCAUGCAAACCUCGGGGCUCCUCGGUCCGUUUCCCUGGUAGUGAAGGUAGUGAGUAAUAUGAGUAACGGUAACGUUUACGUUGCAUCUGACAAAUGCUCCAAAGCAUGUUCAUGUGUGAGUAGAUUUAAAAGCACAUCCCAAGUAGCCUUGGGAGACUUUUAGAUUAUGGUGAUAGAUUUUAUUGACUUUGUGCCACAACGCCUGCCCAUCUCUCUUUUUGUCUUUGAAUGUACUGCUAUGGUUCACUACUUUUUUCCAUUUUACUGUUGACUGGAGCUUUUUAUGUGUAUAACAUUGUUUCCGUCUUUCAGUCUACAUUUAUUUUGUUUUGGAGUGAGAACAGGUACUGAAGUCAAAGACAAGCCAAUUGGUUCCAGGCCAUCUGUUUUAAUCAUCAGAUCUUUAGGAAUCAGAAAGAAGUCCAGUUGUAUUUUCCCACCAUCUUAUUCUCGGGGGUCCCGAGGCGUACCCGGGGCAGAUAGGAUAAUCUGGCUCUACUCCCCGGUCCCCUUCCGGUAGGUCUCCCUCCUGCCCCCUGUCAGAGAUGUUAAGAACCCCCCACAAGAAUGCAGAUGCUCAAACCAACCAACAUGGCUCCCUUUAACACAAAGAAGAAGCUGCCAGACAACCUCCUUUGUAAAGUCGAAGAUCUCAUUCUUGCCAAUGCAAACGGAGUAUUCUACAGUUUGACGUCCCAGAACUCAUGACCACAGAUGAGGGUUUG